Amblyraja radiata (thorny skate) is the source of this 5089-nucleotide messenger RNA. RefSeq lists its product as uncharacterized. The record is from RefSeq and is a predicted model, not a curated record. Bases 220 to 4077 code for a protein of 1285 amino acids. The transcript has 3 exons. Gene Ontology annotation, molecular function: GTP binding; protein binding. Lineage: Eukaryota; Metazoa; Chordata; Chondrichthyes; Rajiformes; Rajidae.
UUUGCUGAAAGGAGUCUCGGUACAUCUCAGCUCCUAGCGUCGGGGGUUGCGGUCGGUCCAGUGAGAUUCUGUGUCUGCACUCAGCACUGAUUGUGCUGGGGGGAGCUCCAAGCAAGACCAUUCGUCCCAUCGUCAACGCUGCAAUCCCCUUACAGCUGCAGACGGUCGCUUCCUCGAUCGAUCACUGGAUUUUGUUGACUGUCCAUUUCCGGUUCAGUGAUGAGUGAGUGCUUGCAACUGGCCACUCUGGGCCGGCCUUUCCAGUUGGGAAUGCUGUACGACUGCCGAUCAGAUGCUCUGAUCCCAGGCGUCACCUUGUGGGACUUACAGACACUGCAGAACAACCUUGAUCGUCGUGACCAGCCCAGCACUGAGUUUCACAUCAUUGCAUCAGACUCCAUGGAGAAGAAAGCCAAUGCCCUCGAUGUGUCAGCAUCACUGAAGGCGAGUUUCCUGGGUGGGUUAGUGGAGGUGAAAGGGUCGGCAAAAUAUCUCAGAGACACGAAGGAAUCAAAGCAACAAGCACGAGUUACCCUUCAGUACAAAGCAACAACCAGGUUUGAACAACUGACAAUGAGUCACUUAGGGAGACAGAAUAUUACCUACCCGAGUGUGUUUGAUGAGGGCUCAGCCACCCAUGUCAUUACAGCAGUGUUGUAUGGGGCCCAGGCCUUCUUUGUGUUUGACCAAAUGGCUUCAUCAACAGAGAAGAUACAGGAUAUUCAGGGUAACAUGGAGGCAACAAUUAAAUGUCUCCCUAUGAUUGCGAUUCAGGGCGAGGCCUCCCUAGAAAUGACAGAAGAACACAAGUCUCAUACCGAGAAAUUUAGCUGCACCUUUUACGGGGACUUCUCGUUGAAGAACAAUCCCACCACCUUCAAAGACGCCAUCAAUAUCUAUGCAACACUUCCAAACCUACUGGGCUCAGAUGGAGAACAUUCAGUGCCCAUCACAGUCUGGCUCUAUCCUCUCAAUAAACUUGACUCGAAAGCUGCCCAGCUGGUGAGGGAGAUCAGCGUGCGACUGGUCAAUCGCUGCCAGGAUGUCCUAGAACAGCUCAAUGAGGCCGUGAUGAGGUGCAAUGACCUGAUGAAAGACAGUGUCGCAGUUCAGUUUCCUGAAAUUAUAAAUAUUAUACUUCGAUUCCAAAAGAUGUGUCUGGAGUACAAAUUAGGUUUCCAGGGGACUAUAUGUAAAGUUUUACCGUCCAUCCGGGGAGGCGGCGAGGAGGAAGUGUUGCUGGUGAAUAUACUGAAGAACAGGGAGCAGUCACCAUUCAAACACCAGGCACUGACCACAUGGCUGGAUGACAAGGCACGGGAGAUGAGGGUUGUGGGACGUUACCUCAGAAUAUUGAAAGAUAUACCAGUUGUGAAAUCAGAGAGUGAGUUAGAUGAAAUGUUUAUGGAUUUAGCAACAGUUUACGUGGUCUGCUUUACAUUUACAAAAUUACAUCAUGAGGAUCUCUACCUGUCAGAGGCAAACAACUACCUCCAAUCUCCCACAGCUCAGAAAAUAGAGACACAACCUCCUGUUGAUGGAGCCUGUACAAAACGACAAAGUGACUCCUGGCUUACCUUGCCAUCUGUGUCCCAGCAGAUGAGGAAGACAUCAGAAUCAUUCCUGGAAUUUGCCACCGCCAAUAUAGCAGAUGGGAAAAUAAAAUUUGCUGUUGGAUCUGUGCGGGAUGACAGCAACAUAGGAGCCUCAAUUUACCUGUAUGAUGGAGGACGUCUGGAGAACCAGUGCUUUGUUCCUCCGUCACAGCCCGAGAUACCUACGUCUAGUAGAACAACACAUGACAGUGUGACUCUGCAGUUACAGCCACCAACAUUUGGUGCCGGUGAGAUUGUGGGCUACAAGGUAGAGUACCGAGGUAGCCAGCAGGAGGAAUGGACAAUUCUGGAUACACCUGAUCAAUGCCACUCCUUCACAAUACCUGGGUUAGAGCCACACCAGGAGUAUCACUUCCGAUACAGAGCAGUGACCAAGGUAGGGGUCAGCAAGGUUAGUGAGAGCUACAGGGGCAUCACCCGGCCAGCAAGUCCACCUGGUAAACCAGUCUUCCAGGAUUGUUCACCCAGCGCAGCACUGCACUGGGACAGACCAGGUCAGAUUGGAGCUGAUGUUAAUAUAUUUCGGUACAGCAUUGAAUAUAGAGAAGAACCGUCAGUUAAUUUAACCAUGAAAGGUGGAUUAUGGGAGGAAGUUAAGACAACAGACACACAAUGCCACUAUUGUUUAGAGGGACUGAAACCCAUGACCGUCUACCGAGUCCGAGUGUCUGCUGACUGUGGUGAAACAGGGUCUAGUGAAGCAAGUGAGGAGGUUUCAAUAAAAAUAGGAAACACACCAAUCAGAAUAGCCCGGAAACUUCGCACAGACACUAAAUUAAUAUCCAAAGGAAACCCUUCCAUUUACAAGCUCAAACUACAGGAGGAGAUAGCUGAUAAAGUCAAACAGCUUGUGAAAUGCUCCUUCGGAAAACCCACCUCAAAACACACAAAGACAAUUAUGGUUCUGGGAGCAACUGGCUCAGGAAAGACAACCCUCAUCAAUGGGAUGAUCAACUACAUCUUGGGCGUGGAAUGGGGAGACAAUUUCAGAUACAAGUUAAUAGCGGAGGAAACAGGAAAAUCCCAGGCUGAGAGUCAGACAUCCUCCAUCACUGCCUACCAGCUCCACCAUCAGAAAGGAUUUAACAUCGAUUACUCUCUGACGAUCAUUGACACACCAGGAUUCGGGGACACCAGGGGCAUCAGCCGGGAUCAACUGAUCACUGAGCAAAUCCGUGAAUUCUUCUCUUCCCCACAGGGUGUUGAUCAGAUUGAUGCCGUGUGUUUUGUUGCUCAAGCCUCCCUGGCUCGCCUGACUCACGCACAGAAAUAUGUCUUUGAUUCGAUUCUUGCUAUUUUUGGCAAAGAUAUUGCAGAAAACAUUCAGAUCCUGGUGACGUUCGCAGACGGACAGCCUCCCCCCAUCCUGAGUGCCCUGAAAUUAGCUGAGGUACCGUGUCCCAAAGACAAGUGUACGGGUCUGCCAGUACACUUCAAGUUUAACAAUUCAGCCAUUUUUGCCCAGCGUCCAACCUCUGGAAACUAUGGCAACGAGUGCAGAUCCCAUGACAGCGGAGUAGGGGGAGGGAACGAUGAUAACUUUGAUGCAAUGUUUUGGAAGAUGGGAGCAAACAGUAUGAAGAAAUUCUUUACAGCUCUGAACACAAUGGAAACCAAAAGUUUGAGUUUAACCAGAGAGGUUCUGAAGGAACGUAAGCAGCUGGAAGUUGCAGUGGUGGGAUUGCAGACGCAGAUCCGAGUUGGUCUCACCAAACUGGAAGAACUCAGGAAAACGGAACAAGCUCUGAACCAACACCAAACCGAGCUGGAUGCAAAUAAAAACUUUGACUACGAGAUUGAAGUUACACAUCCAGUAAAGGAGGAUAUUAGUGGGACUGGUUAUUAUAUAACCAACUGUCAGAAAUGUUUCUUUACCUGCCACUUUCCCUGCGGCUAUUCUAACGACGAUGAUAAACGUGAAUGUUGUGCAAUGGACCAACAAGGGAACUGUAUGGUCUGUCCACUAAAGUGCAUCUGGAAUGUUCACUUCAACCAAAAGUACAAGUUUGAUUAUGUAACGAAAAAGGAGAAGAAGACAUACAGUGAGCUGAAAGAAAAGUACGAGAAGGCCUAUGGUGCGAAGAUGAGCCAACAGAAUGUUAUGGAAUCACUUAAGCAGGAGUUUGCUGACGUGAAGUACACAGUUCUGGCGCUGAUUGAUCAAUUAUCUGGCAGCAUUAGACGACUUGAAGAAAUAGCUCUGAGGCCAAACCCAUUAUCCACCCCAGCUUACAUUGACCUCAUGAUUCAGUCUGAGAAAGAAGAGGCGAAGCCCGGGUUCAUGGAGCGAAUUCAGACACUGGGGAAAGUAAAGGAACAGGCAGAGUUAAUACAAAAGGUAGCAAAUAAUGAGAAUAUGUUACCAGGGGGGUUGAAGGGAGGUCCAAUGGUUGGGAAAAGUGCUGGAAAAAAGACAGAAGGAAGAUUUUCUAAAGUAAUAAAUUGGUUCACAUUCAAAUAGUAGAUGAUAACAAUUCCAACUGUUCCCAAUAGAGGGUGCAAAUGUUUCACUCAGCCCUGAAACAAUCCAUUCUUCUAAUUCCCCCUCCUUCUCCUGCCUCACCUUCCCACAGCCUUUCACACCACACCUUGCUUCUUCAAUGCUGCCCCACCAUCACCAGCUAGCUGCCACUCCCUUCACCCUGCUACUUGGCCAAGUACCACAUCAUUACCUCAUGAGAGCCUGAAGAAUCUAUCCACAACCCUUCCUGUUCCAUGUUCAUGUUACCGCGCGGAAAGCUCACCUAAAUCACGGCGCCCAAUUCUUCACUAGAUGGGCUGCCCCCUGCACUAGAUCAUAACCUUCUUCCCCAAACCCCACUCUGUCCGUGAGGUCAGACGGCACAUUUCCCACUCAGCGUCAGAGGAGGGGAAGCUUUCUGUCAGCUCUGUGUCUCUCCCUGGUCAUCGCCAGAGUUCGAGUCACGGGCUGGUGGGGGGUAAUGUAGUCAUAGACAAUGUCAUGGAAACUGUUCUAUCCCCCCCCCCCCCCCCCCCAGCCUCAGGACAAGAUACAGAGUGCGCGUCAAACUCAGCAGGACUCGACCUCUGUCGCCACUGAGACAGCGACACACACACAGGAACUCCUCCAGCUCACAGGCACGUUGAGAAGUUGGUCUCAUCAAGAGCACGAGAAGGACCAAAUGAAAUGGAGCAUCACAUCACAGAACAACCUCCUUCACUCUCCAUGUGCUCACCACUCAGGGAUCAGUACCUUCCAUGUCCUGGACACCAUCACCCGAUGGACAAUGGACCUUCUCCAUGAAGAAGGAGCCUCAGGCCAAAGCCAACCAAAUACCCCCACCUGCACACAAAACCAUCUGCAAGAGGGACCACAGGGCACCAGACAUCUGGGAACUAGAGCUGGGAGACAGCUGCUGAGUAUCGCCGUCAUUGGAAUGUGAUCCAGAGUAGAUUACAUGGUGGUGUUUACAGGGAGAUGUGGAACUGGUUAAAAGCAAAUAUUGGUUGGG